Prinia subflava (tawny-flanked prinia) is the source of this 1997-nucleotide messenger RNA. RefSeq lists its product as uncharacterized. Bases 1 to 885 code for a protein of 294 amino acids. The transcript is spliced from 4 exons. NCBI's taxonomy places the organism in Eukaryota, Metazoa, Chordata, Aves, Passeriformes, Cisticolidae. The record is from RefSeq and is a predicted model, not a curated record.
AUGUUUGCUGUCAAUGACAACCCAGUGGAAGAUGCCGCGGGGCUCGGGGUGCCGGAGAAUAAAGCCCAGAGGGCCGGAGCCCGGCGCCCCCCGCCCUCGCUGGACCCCCACACGGGGCCGGGCCCCCUUGGCCGGUGUCCCGAUGCGGUUCGCCUGAGGGGGCUGCUCCCGGUGCUGCGCGGAGCCCGAGGCGCUGAGGUAGGAGGAGAGGUCAGCUCCGGCUCCUGUCCGUGUCCGCUGGGGGUCCCGAGCGGUGCCGCCUCUCCCCCGGCCGGCAGGGCACGGAUCGCAGGACCGCGGCGGGAUCGGGAUCGGGCCCGGGAUGGCCACGGGCAGCAGGAGCCGCUCUGGGACGGGCACUGGGGCCGAGCCCGGCGCUGCCGCUCCUGCUCCGCCUGCAGCUGCUGUGGCACUCCGGGCGCGGUCCUGCUGCGGCCGCAGGGAACCGGGGCUCUGCCGGUAACCGUGUACGGGAGAACGGCGGCGGCGUUCCCUCGUGCAGACGCUGGAUCGCGGCUGGGGCACGGGGAACACCGUGUGCCAACCCUGGCACCCCCUAAAUCCCGCCGCUCUUGGUGCCCCUGUCCCGCGGAUACCGCCUGUAGCCCCGCGGGUGUGCAAAGCCCCCGCUCUGUCACCCCUGAGACCACCGCACCCCUCAGAGGACAGCAGCGCCCGUCUCCCCCUUCCCCGUGUCCGCACACGCUGCGGGGCUUCACCGGCCGCACCCUUGUGGAAGGAGCGGGGCUGGAGCACCGUGGGCGGGAGCCGCGGCCCCGGGCACGGCUCCGCUCAGGCUGCUUCUCCAACAGCUGCCGGGACACACUGAGGCUGGGAGGGAUCCUAAAAUCUGACUCUCCAGCAAAUGGACCCUUUGAGAGUUGAGCUCAGAACGCUGGCAUCACCAGGACUCUGCUCCAAUCAACGGAGCCCAUCUCUGUGUCACAGGGGUGGAUCUCCCUAGGAUGGGAAUCCUUGGCACCACCAAGGGAAGUGCAGUGCCUUCUUUUCUGCUAAAGCUGCCUUAUGCACCAGCCCCUGCCAUGGCUCUAGGGCAGAACUAACAUGACAAAACUCUUCCAAUGACACUGAUUUCCUGCCCUUUCCAGGAUUUACCCAGCAACCAUCAAAGUGCUCUCGCAAUGUCUCUUUCCAGGCUGAAAUGAGCAGGACAAGUCCUGAGCCUUCCCUGGUUCCACAGCCAAAGUUCUGGAGAGAGGCAGGGCUGGUCCCACCUGCAGAGGGGCGUUUCCUGCAGGUGAGUGUUGCCAGGCCAAAAUGAUGGCAGCUGCUGAGGCCGGGGCUGCAAUUCUGGCCCAGAGCUGCACAGAGGCCCCGGUGCCCCCCCCUUGCUGCCAGCAAUGCUCCUUGGUGUUUCCUGUGCGUGUCCUGGGUGGCUGGAAACGCAGGGAAGAGGGAGGCCGGCAGCCCCAGCAAGGCAAGCAGCCCCUCUUGUCCUUGGGAUGUGCAGGGGAGGAGCUGUGCCUGCAGUGUCCUGCCCGUGGCCCGCAGCGUGCCAAACACACGCCCCAGGGAUGGGCACUGGUGUGCUCAGACACUGCUGGCACAGACACGGCUGAAGGGCUGCCCGCAGCUCCUGGGCCAGGGGCUGCUCUCCACAGGCACCAGGAGAUGCUUCAGCCUGGACAGAGGCCACCCACAGCCCAAAAGCAGCCCAAGGAACAGCUGGCAUUGCCUGGCCAUGGUUUGCAGAGGAGCUCAGACAGCAAUUCCCCGUUCUGACCUCCCGGAGCUCCCACACGGCUGCCAGGUAUGUCCUGGCCACCCCAAAUCCCCUCCCUGCCAGCCUGAGGACAUCAUCCAUCAGCAGCAUUAAAGCCAAGGCAAUCUUCCCUCACAGAAUUUAAAUCCCAAGCAAUAGCCCUCGGAGAUACCUUAAAAUGGAAGGUUCGCACGGAUGGAGUUUUGUUGGGAUGAAGUUUGGAGCUUUUCAUGGAGCCAGCUGGAAGUGCAGAGGUGAUGGGAAGCUUUUGCAG